UAAAAAAAAAAAAAGAGCCGAGGAGGCAAUUUCCUUUCGAUGGCGGCGGAGAACCUGGCCGGCGAAGCGGCGGUUCCCCUCAGCGGCGGCGGCGGCGGCGAGUCGGAUGGCUCCUUCGGGGCGACGCGUCGGCUGAGCGACCUGCGGGUGAUCGACUUGCGGGCCGAGCUGAAGCGGCGCAGCUUGGACAGCAGCGGCAUCAAGAGCGUCCUCCUCGAGCGGCUCAGGAAGGCUGUUGAGGAGGAGGGGGGAGACCCUGAAGAGAUUGCAGUGGUGACAGAAAUAACCACAAAGAAGGUGCCCAAGAGGAGCAGCAAAGGGCGUAGACCAGAGGAAGAGGGCGCUGAAGACAAUGGGCUUGAGGAUGAUUCUGGAGACGGGCAGGAGGAUAUUGAAGCAAGUUUGGAUAACUUGCAGGAUAUUGACAUGAUGGAUAUUAAUUUGUUAGAUGAAGCUGAAAUAGAUAACGGCAGUGGUGUAGAUGACUGUGCUGACAGUAGACUUGGCUCCUCCUCUCAGUCUGAUAGUAAAGAAAAUGCUGGUGCAGAAAGGAGAGAACUUCCAGAGCAGCUUUCAGGAUGUCCUGUAGGUAACACGGAGGCCCUUCCACACAUGUCAGACAUUAAAGAAGAAUCAAGAGAAAUACCAGUAGCCAUGGUGGAAGGAGAAGAGUCCAGAAACACCCUCGAUCUGGUUUCCUCUGAUUUUACAGAUGAGAAGGAGCUUGAAGAAUUUCCCUUGGAAUCAGAAAAUGAGAAAAUGCUCGACAUUUUGGGUGACACUUGUAAAUCUGAGCCCCUUAAAGAAGAAGCUUCUGAAGCAGAGCAGGCACAGGAAGAGAAUAUCUCGUUGCCGGUCAAACAGGAAGCCCAGGAAGAGGAAGACGCACUUGCCACUGCCGUCGCUCAGUCGGACGAAGAGCUUUUAGAUACGGACGGCCAGGCUGCAGCCAAGAGCGAGGAGGAUGAAGCGAAGCACUUAGUGGUAGCGAAAGGGGAGCCGAGUGAAGAGACAGUAGAGGAAGCUAACCUGGACUCUGACUCUUUAGCAGUAGAGAGCAGGUGUGGUGGUGGAGGAGAAGGAGGAGAAGGAAGUGGUGAGAGUAGCAAUGCAGCCCAAACUCUGGAAGCCAGUAGUGAGGAAACUGCGGAGAAGGACGCAGGUUUCCAGGUGGUUAGCCAAGAUGCCGAGAAGAUGGAAGACAAGGCUAAUUGUGAGGAAGAGUCCUCUGCCCAAGAGGGUGGUGAUCAGAACACGAGCUCUAAUAAGGAUGCAGAGGCUAAAAGCAUUUCAAAGGAUGAGAAAGGUCGGGCUGGUGGUAGUUCUGGCAGAAAUCUGUGGGUUAGUGGUCUUUCCUCUUCCACCAGAGCUACAGAUCUGAAGAACCUAUUUAGCAAAUAUGGAAAGGUGGUGGGGGCAAAAGUGGUAACGAAUGCCCGCAGUCCCGGUGCUCGCUGUUAUGGCUUUGUCACCAUGUCUUCAUCCGAGGAAGCGACUAAAUGCAUCAACCAUCUGCAUCGAACAGAACUGCAUGGGAAAAUGAUUUCCGUUGAAAAAGCCAAAAAUGAACCUGCCGGGAAAAAAGCAUCAUCAGACAAGAAAGAAACAGAAGCCAAGAAGGAGAAGGACAGGCGUCACUCAACAGACUCCAAAUCGGAAAAGUCUCCUAGCCUUAAGAAAGAAGAAAAACUGGAGAAAAAGGAUGACGCCAAAAAGUCAGACGAGAAAGGGGUGGGAGACGGGAAAGAGGGGACCGAAACGGAGGAGCAAAAAAAGGGAUCCUCUGACCGUUCUCGAUCGAUUAAAUCAGAAAGCCGAGGAAGAGAGCGAACAGUAGUCAUGGACAAGUCCAAAGGAGAGCCAGUUAUUAGUGUGAAAACCGCAACCACAUCAAAAGAGAGAAGCACAAAAAGCCACGACCGCAAGUCGGAGAGCAAAGAGAAGCAGGACAUUCUGUCUUUUGACAAAAUCAAAGAGCAGCGCGAACGAGAGCGGCAGAGGCAACGGGAGAGAGAAAUCCGAGAGUCCGAGAGGCGGAGGGAGCGGGAACGCCGGGAGCGGGAGCAGCACAUCCACGCCGUCCGGGAGCGAGACGAGAGGCAGAAGCUGCAAUGGGAGCGGGAGCGGCUGCAGUUCCAGCGGCACCGUCUGGAGCGGGAGCGGAUGGAGCGGGAGAGGCUGGAGCGGGAGCGGAUGCACAUCGAGCACGAGAGGAGGCGGGAGCAGGAGCGCAUCCAGCGCGAGAGGGAGGAGCUGCGCCGCCAGCAUGAGCAGCUGCGCUACGAGCAGGAGCGCCGCUCGGCUUUGAGGCGGCCGUACGACGCGGACGGGAGGCGGGACGACUCUUAUUGGCCUGAAGCAAAGCGGGUGGCCCUGGAUGACGGGUACCACUCUGACUUCAGCCGACCAGAUCGCUUCCAUGGCUUUGACCACCGAGACCGCAGCCGCUACCAGGACCAUUCGGUGGACAGGAGAGAAAGUUCAAGAACUGUGCCAGAUCGGGAUGGACAGGUAUGCCCAUGCGAAGCAGUAUUGUUGUCAAAAAUGCUUUGACGUCCGAAAAGCUCGCACAAUGGUUUAUGGUCUUACGGUAUGGGUUGGGAAUUCGCAGGCUGUGAGCAGUAGGCUGAGGCAGUGCCACCAAGCAAUUUAAUUCAGGCAAAGGCUGCAGCAAGCGGGAGACACAUAGCCACAGAAAGAGCUAACUGCCGCAUCUCUGCAUGAUUCCUGCUCUGGCACUGCCUCACUCCAUGCAACAGGGGUGUGUGUAAUUCUCACACAUUUGAGCAUCGUUUCUGGGGUGGGAUCCUUGGAAAGCAGAUAACCCUUACAGAGUCUGAGAAUGAAUCCCGUCAGGAAUUCACGUGAAGCGUAACUCCAGCCUCCACAUUCUUGUUGACAGCCUCGGCUGUCGGAGAUUUGGGGAUCCUGGUCAAGAAAGGCGAUUUGGAUUCUUGGAAAGAAAAACAGAUUACAAGUAAAACGAAGGGACUACCUGCUGCUAUGUGAGAGCUUUUGCGUGUCUUGCUGCGUAGGGACAGAUUAAGAAGAACUGUUCUCGAGUCAUUUUGUCCAGGCACGGUCGCUUCCUGUUGGCUGCAACACAUGCAAAAUACCUGGAAAAUCAGACUCAAAACAUCAGCCCGAUAUCCAUAAGAGAAGGCACUAACAUUUUACUUGUGUCUCUUCAGCAAUUCCCACUGCUGAAGAGGCAAGCCUUU
Molecule: messenger RNA, 3221 nt
Organism: Lacerta agilis (Sand lizard)
Lineage: Eukaryota; Metazoa; Chordata; Lepidosauria; Squamata; Lacertidae
Product: scaffold attachment factor B1-like
Exons: 17
Coding region: 40-2553 (837 amino acids)
Biological process (GO): regulation of mRNA processing; regulation of transcription by RNA polymerase II
Cellular component (GO): nucleus
Molecular function (GO): sequence-specific DNA binding; RNA binding
Source: RefSeq, a predicted model, not a curated record